This is a messenger RNA of Rhipicephalus sanguineus (brown dog tick), 2124 nucleotides long. RefSeq names its product acetylcholinesterase. Gene Ontology annotation, biological process: acetylcholine catabolic process; choline metabolic process. Gene Ontology annotation, cellular component: plasma membrane. Gene Ontology annotation, molecular function: acetylcholinesterase activity. NCBI's taxonomy places the organism in Eukaryota, Metazoa, Arthropoda, Arachnida, Ixodida, Ixodidae. The coding region runs from base 1 to 2124 and encodes 707 amino acids. The transcript has a single exon. The record is from RefSeq and is a predicted model, not a curated record.
AUGGUCCCUGCAGAUCCGGGCAAGCCGGUGGAACGAACCAAAUCUUCAAAACACAAAUCAAGGAGGCACCUCACAUCAGUCGCGGACAAGGAUCGGCCAGUUUCGUUGACCUCUCACUACUCUUCAUCGCAGUCGAGGCAAUCACUUCUCCUAGCGACCACUAACAAGAACCAUGACCAGGGAGCCCAAGAUCAAGCCCCCACCAAUGGAAGCGGUGCUGCGGUCACAGAUUUUGCAACGGUUUGCAAGACCGACGUCUCGCCCUCGAAACCUAGUGACACGCCUCUAGAGGCUGACCCUGGAUUCGCUUCGCAAUCGGAGAAACCGACGGAACAGCAGUGCCAACUGGCACCAACUGGUAGCGGCCUGCUAAGCCAAACGGAUGCGCGCUUGCUGAUGACCUCACGCACGAAGCCGACGACAGGUAUUUCAUCGGUCGGUACUGGCGCUGCCGUUGCAGCACGAACCAGAGAUAGUACCAGGUUUUACAGCGCCACUGCCUUUCUCCUGUUGGUCGCGGCUUGCGUGGUGGGAGCCGUGUUCGCGCUAAUAAUCCUAUUUACCGAGUGGGAGAGCCAAGUACUGCUUCGGGUUCCGGGCUUAGGCAGGUUCCGCGGUCUCCUUCUGGAAGUCGAGAAUCAGCCUGUGUACGUGUUUCGUGGCGUUCGCUUCGGUCAGAACACGGCAGGGGAGAAGCGGUUCGACAGGCCCGCCGUUUGGCCCGAAAGCAGACACGUCGUCAGAGACGCGAGGCUGUCCAAACCGGGCUGCGUGCAGAACCCACUUAAGGAGAGGGACAGCGUUGUAGAGCUUAACAACGACACGACCGAAGACUGCUUGCACCUGAAUGUGUGGACGCCGUGCACGGAGGCCUUGGAGCCAGGCUGCCGCAGGACGGUCGUGGUUUUCCUGUCGUCGCGGGACUUCCAGCAGGGCAACAACAACCAAUAUGACGGUCGUUGGUUCGCCGCUCUCGGCCAGGUGGUUGUGGUGGUACCAAAUUUCCGGCUGGGUGUUUUCGGCUUCCUGAACCUUAGCGUCCCUGGUGCACCAGGAGACGUGGCGCUGGACGACCAGCGUCUGGCGCUGGAGUGGGUGGUGUCGCACAUUGCCAGCUUCGGUGGUAACGCCAGCGACAUCGUGCUCAUGGGCAGUGCCGCCGGCGCGUGGUCGGUGGGCACCCACAUCACUAGCGACGAUCCGUUCUGGCAUCACGAGCGGUUCACCAAAGUCAUCCUUCACAGUGAGUCGCCGCUCAGGAGAUACUACGCCAACACCGUCCGCCGGGUGACGCAGCUGUUGAGGUGCCCAGUGGAAGACCAUCUGUCACAGCUGUACUGUCUUCGUAAGACCUCCGCGAGCGACUUAUUGCGCGUAACGAGCACGUGGGACUGCCACCAGGGCCCUUCCACAAUGCGAGCACCAGAGUCAGCGGCGCGCGUCAUCGGUCGUCGCUUCUUCGUGGGCGUCGUCUCGGACGAAGGAUCCCACUUGGCGGACUCGUUGCGCAGGCUGCCGUCGCGAACGCCAGACUUGCGUUGGAUGGCUAGCAAGUUUCUGGGUACCGUAUUCAGCAUAAAGCUGAGCGCCGAGCUCGCAGACGCCUACAGCAGUUCCGUCAAGGCCGAAGGAGGAAAUGCUUUCGGAAACGGUGUGUGGGUAAGCCAGCUCCUUGGUGACGUACUCUACGUGUGCCCUCUCGUUCGGUUGGCGCUGGAGCUUGCAGCAGAGCACAGGAACAUCGUGUGGGGCUUUCUCUUCGAUCAUCGCGCCAGCUUCGCACCGCCCUACGAUGGUACGGGCGCACCACGGUUUUCCGAGCUAGACUUCGUGUUUGGCCGAGUCCUCGACGGCUCCUUCGGACCUGUCACUUCAGACGAGCAGCGGCUAACCAGGCAGCUCAUCCAACUGUGGGCCGGGUUUGCCAAGAUGGGUUCGUUGCCUACGGCGAAGCAGAACACCUGGCCUUCCUACACCGACGGCAGGGCGGUCCACAUGCGCAUCACCCUGCAGGGCCUGGAGGAAUUAUGGGACUUCAAGAAGAACAACUGUUCCAUUGUGGCAAAUUAUGUUCCGAACGCUGUGGACGAUACCGCUGCGCGAAGAAAGAACACAACCACAUGA